Molecule: messenger RNA, 1176 nt
Organism: Cuscuta epithymum
Lineage: Eukaryota; Viridiplantae; Streptophyta; Magnoliopsida; Solanales; Convolvulaceae
Source: the annotation of a GenBank genome assembly
AGAAUUUUAAGCUCUAUGAAUCUUUGCUCUUACUUCAAAUGACCGAGAAGCGUUAUUGUUGAACACCGCUUGUCCGACUCAUCCCAUCGUCGAAAAUGGCAGCAUCAGCCAUUGCGACGCCUCUAAGAGUUUCGUUUUCCUCACUCAACCAGACAACACUACGCAGAAAUUCAGGGGGAAACAUUGUGCGCGCGCUUCCUAAUCCCAAUUUUGGUUCAUCAACAAUCGGACUAUCCAGUAGUGCCCAGGGCUGGCGCUUAAAGCUAGACGAGGACAACAGCAAUGCUGCCAUCAAUCAAGGCUAUGGUACUAUUGAAGCUAAAAGGGGGAAUCCAACCAUGAUGCCUACAGUGCCGACACCAGGUGGCCUUAUGGACCUGUCAACCAUAUUGCUUAGAAAUCGCAUUGUCUUCGUUGGGCAACCUGUCAACUCACAAGUUGCUCAAAGAGUCAUAUCACAACUUGUGACGCUUGCAACAAUUGAUGAAAAUGCCGAUAUUUUGAUGUAUCUUAACUGCCCAGGGGGAAGCAUUUAUUCUGUGUUGGCAAUAUAUGACUGCAUGUCCUGGAUAAAGCCUAAGGUUGGUACAGUCUGUUUUGGAGUGGCUGCCAGUCAAGGAACACUUCUUCUUGCAGGUGGGGAAAAGGGUAUGCGGUAUGCAAUGCCAAAUGCACGUAUUAUGAUACAUCAACCGCAAAGUGGAUGUGGGGGUCACGUGGAGGAUGUGAGGCGCCAAGUGAAGGAAGCCGUUCUAUCUCGUCAUAAACUUGACCAAAUGUAUGUUGCAUUUACUGGCCAACCACUUGAGAAAGUUCAAUUGUACACUGAAAGAGAUUGUUUUUUAUCUGCUUCAGAGGCUAUGGAGUUCGGUCUUAUUGAUGGGAUAUUGGAAACUGAAUAUUAAAGGUCUGAUAAUCAGUUGAUGUGUGCAGGCUUGAUAUGGAGGUCUUCAAGUUUUACCUUUUAAUGCCAAAAAAUAGUUCAACUUCUUCAAACUUUCAAAGCUCCAUGUGGGUUAAAAGACUUGUGUUUUCUUUACUGGUAGUAUCUAUAAUCUAUGUACAAUAGAAAAACAUGAAAGUAAGAGAACAGGUAUUAUUGGUAAUGUGUAUUAUCAUGUUUACAUUAUUCUAAUUUCUGAAGGUAUUAUAAUUGAUCUGGAAAGUAAGAGAACA